Sclerotinia trifoliorum is the source of this 1815-nucleotide messenger RNA. Lineage: Eukaryota; Fungi; Ascomycota; Leotiomycetes; Helotiales; Sclerotiniaceae. The record is from the annotation of a GenBank genome assembly.
UACAAACUUAUCGAAUCAAAUAAUAAAACUGAAAACCAUACAAUACAAAUACAAGACUCAAAUAAGAACCUUAUCAUCUCUAACUUACUGAAUCCUACGGAUAUCACCAAACUAUAUACCAAAUUCAGCCCUUUGCGAUAUCCAUACUCGUUCAACGAAAAUCAUCCGAUACCUAUACCUUCUUGUACAUCUCUAUCAACAAAACGCACAUCUCAGAAGUCAAAGUCACCGUCACCGUCACCGUCACAACAGAAGCUCAACACAUUAGCACUCCUGAAAGGUUUUGACUUAAGCGCAUAUCAUUCAGAUCUAAUUUUCAUCCUUUCGUAAUGGAUAACCUGUGGACUCGACGUUCGAAGUAAGUAUUUCCUUCUUCGUUCCCGCAUUUGCCUCUUUCUUUGAGCGCUUCUAAUCAAAGUGCGGUACAGUUCCAGCAAACUUUCGCUAUCCACAGGAAAUCCAACUACGAAUGGAUCAACUUUCAAUGGUGGCGACCAGCCGGCAAGAGGAUUUGCUUUGGGUAGAAGAAAUGGAGAUACUUCCUCGCAUAGCACAAAGAAUCCUUUCAAUUCCAUGUCCCCUUCGGCCUCAUCUUUAUCCUCCCCAACGACUGGCGCAUCGAGCGCCUUUGGCUUAGGAUCAGGCGCUUUCGCAUCAUUUGGAAGUGCAAAGGGCCCGAAGACACCUGGAGGUGGAGGCGUAUUGGAUUUUGGAAGUGUGGUGGGAGGAUCUACCAAAACACCAAGCGCAGAGAAAAACUAUAGAGACUUGGGAUCAAAGGCCUCUAAAUUUUCUCUCACAGAUUUUAAGACGGCCACAACACCACUUUCUCAUCAAUUUAGACACGGUUGGGUAUUCUGGUAUAGACCCCCAAUCUCCAAAUCAAAUGGAUUCGUGGAAUAUGAAAAGACAUUACAUCCAAUGGCAACAUUCAAUUCGGCGGAGGAAUUGUUCGAUGUUUUUGAUCAUAUGAGGCACCCGUCAGAUCUGCCACUGGUUUCCGAUUACCACAUGUUUAAAAAGGGAAUUCGUCCCGUUUGGGAGGAUGAUGAAAAUAAAAAAGGAGGCAAAUGGAUCGUGAGACUUAAGAAGGGUGUGGCUGAUCGUUAUUGGGAGGAUUUAGUCUUUGCAAUGGCAGGAGAUGAAUUCGAUCCUAGUGAGGAGGUUUGCGGUGUUGUGCUUAGCGUACGCAAUGGUGAAGAUAUUUUGAGUAUCUGGACUCGUUCAGGUGGCGGGAGAGUACUUAAGAUUAGGUACAUAAUUUCCCCAUCAUAUUUGCAAAAUCAUAUACUAACAACUAAAUAGGGAGACAUUGAAGCGUGUUCUUUCAUUCCCACCCGAAACCAAGGUAGAAUGGAAAUCUCAUGAUUCUAGCAUACAACAACGAACUGCUAUUGAUGAAGCUCGAAAGGAAAAAGCUGCCAAUCAUCACAAUAAUCGUAAUGGCAACGAACACACAGAGAAGAAACAAACAUCAUAAUUUCAACAUUCUAUUGAGCUUCCUAAGCCACGAGUUUUCUUUUUCUUACAAGAACUGUACAAGUAUUUGGGUUGCAUGAAUUGGUAAAAGCGAAAUGAAUGAUAUGAUUUGGCUAGGGUGGCGAUUUUUUCAAAUGCCAUUUUGGUCCCGACUUUCUUCAUGCUUUGUAAGGGAUUGUGCGUAUGUGAUUUAGCCUGGGGUUGUUUGUAUCAUAGUUUCGAAGAGUUUCUUGUAGAGAACCUCCUCUUGGCUUUGCCUCUUUUUAUCAAUUUUAGGAUUGCUGUAGCUGCAUACAAUGAGCUACGCAGUAGAGAUCACAGCAAAACUCGUUUCUC